Molecule: messenger RNA, 312 nt
Organism: Aureobasidium subglaciale EXF-2481
Lineage: Eukaryota; Fungi; Ascomycota; Dothideomycetes; Dothideales; Saccotheciaceae
Exons: 1
Coding region: 1-312 (103 amino acids)
Source: RefSeq, a predicted model, not a curated record
AUGAAGACUGCUGGAGUGUUUGCUGCGCUUGCGUAUGCUUACUUCGCUCUCGCGGAAGACGCUACGGUCUCUUUGUACAACCAAGCAGGCUGUGGUGGUUCUGAGAACAAAAUGCAACUUGUGCCGUCAGUAUGCACUAUGGCCAACGCCCAGUCCAUCAAAGCCACCAUGGACGACAUCGGGAUCAAAUUUACAUGCAACACAUACGCCGGAUCCGAUUGUAAGACUGGUCAGGUCGAAAUUGAUUAUACGUGUGAAGACUCACCUAACGGUGUCUUCUACGUGUUAUGCUAUCCGAAUCCCACUCUCUGA